UUCCCUGAGAGCCUACGCAUUCAACUGAACCUCUUUGCGGGGCAGCUCUAUAUUUCGUCGUACAACGAGUAUCGUGAAAUACGCCGUUUCCUGGGAGUGGCGUCUACUGCCGCACCAGAGGGCUUGGCUGUCGCCGCGGAUGGGUUCAUCGUGGAGAAUCAACAAGCAGGGGCCCAGUUCACCAAAAAACCCCCCAGGGUUCUCAAGGUGUUCAUGUCACAGAUACGGAAGGACGGGCAGGAAAUUGACAAGACCCGCCUUGGGAACAUCCUAGACGGAAAACUAUUACUCAUGGCUGACUUC
Molecule: messenger RNA, 303 nt
Organism: Aspergillus vadensis CBS 113365
Lineage: Eukaryota; Fungi; Ascomycota; Eurotiomycetes; Eurotiales; Aspergillaceae
Exons: 1
Source: RefSeq, a predicted model, not a curated record